Molecule: messenger RNA, 670 nt
Organism: Juglans microcarpa x Juglans regia
Lineage: Eukaryota; Viridiplantae; Streptophyta; Magnoliopsida; Fagales; Juglandaceae
Product: cyclin-B1-2-like
Exons: 4
Coding region: 87-512 (141 amino acids)
Biological process (GO): proteasome assembly
Cellular component (GO): cytoplasm; nucleus
Source: RefSeq, a predicted model, not a curated record
ACCUUUCAUUGCUUGCGCACGAAGUUGCUGCAAAAUCAGUCGUGCAAGUAGUAGUAGAAGGAGAUUGACGGAGACAGAGAGAGAAAAUGGAGGCAACGAAGACCAUAGCGCACGAGAUCGGAGGAAUCCAAAACGACGCGCUCAGAUUUGGACUCCAUGGUGUCAAGAGCGACAUCGUCGGAUCUCAUCCUCUUGAAUCCGCUUACCAAUCUGCAAGGAGCACACAGGAAGAGAUGAAGAGGAAGGUCUUGAUGAACACAUACGGAAGUGCGUUUCCCCUGAAGUUGGAUCUUGACAAGCAAAUUCUUUCUCGGUUUCAGAGGCCUCCUGGAGUAAUUCCAUCUUCAAUGUUGGGUUUGGAGGCUGUUACUGGUGACUUGGAUGAUUUUGGUUUUGAGGAUUAUCUGAAUGACCCUCGUGACUCGGAGACUCUCCGGCCUCUGGACAUGCAUCAUGGAAUGGAAGUUCGUCUUGGUCUGUCUAAGGGACCAGUCUGCCCAAGUUUCAUAUGAAGGAAGCAUUUAAUUUUCGGGAUAAAAGUAAUUAAUGAAGUGGCAUUUGGUGCGGUGGUUCUUCAUGGAAUUUAUAUUAUACAUUAAGGAUAUAACUAUGUUUCUUGUUAGAGAGUGAACAUAUUUUCUACCAUUAUAAGAUUUUUGUGGUGCGAUUG